AUGCAAGGGAAAUUUAAAAAUAAUUCAAAUCAACCACUUAGUGAAUUAUCCUUAAAAGAAUCAGAUCGUAUCAAUAUUAAACCCACUCAACAAUACAACUCAAACAAUACUAUUAUGAUGUCUCCAAAGGGUUAUACUAAUGAUAAUAAUGAUUCUUCAUUAAAGAGUAGUCCUCAACAAAAUAAUGCAAGGACUCCACGUCAUACACAAAAUAGUAAUGGUAAUAAUAAAGAUAGCUCAGCAACAAAUGUAGAUUAUCCAAUGACUCCAUCACCUCCAAAUAAAGUUAGAAGAUCUUCAGCAUCUAUGAGUUUCUUAGCAACCCCUAAAUUCAAUUCAUUAAAUAAUUUAUCAGAACAACAACAAAUAUUAUCACAUAAAAAAUUAAGAUCACAUAACUCAAGUGAUAAUGAAGAAGAAGAAGAGGAAGAAGAAGUUACGAUACCUUUUUCUCCAACUUCAAGAACUACACGUCUUUUACCACCAACUACUCCAAAAUCAAGAAAUGUUGAAUCAUCUUUCUUAUCACCAUCACCUCAUAUUACAUCUCCAAGUAUUUAUAAAGAAUCAAAUAAACCAAUAAGAGAAAUUUCUAAUAAUUUAAAGACAAGAUUAAACUAUGCUUUUGUAAAAUUACAAAAUGGUUGGGUUGAUCGUACUUUACCCGAAUUAGAAAAUGAAUUAGAUAGACAACAGACUUUAAUCCAACAAAGACAACAACAACAACAAUUUUUACAAAAUUCUCAAUUUAGUCCACAAAGAUCAAUUCAUCUUUCACCUGCUCAUUCAAUAUCAAGUUCUUAUACUAAUAAAUUUGCAUAUGGGAAUGGAAACAAUCUUAACGAAAAUAAUGAUAAUACACAGGAUGAUGAAAGAUCAGACAGUACAAGCUCUGCUAGAUUAGCAUUUAUGAAGGCCCUUUCAUCACCUGCAAGAGGUCAACCAGGUUUACCAUCAUCAUCUUCAACUUUAAGUGAUUCAAAUAAUGGACAAUCUACAUCACAAAAAAAUGCAAUGGAUAAAAAUACAUCUUCAUCGCCUUUGAAAUGGUCUCAGGAUUCUCGAAAACCUUCAAAUCAUGUUAUGGAAAAUUUUAAUGAAAUUUCAAAAGAUUCACAACGUAAACCUAAAGUCAACCAAAAGAAAAAAGAAGGCGCAACUGAAGUAGCUGCAAUCGAGACCUUAAUGUCACUAUCAUCUCCAAAGAAGUCUAAUCCUACAGUAUCUUUUAACGAUAACAGUGCACAAGAUACAGAAAAUGAUACAGAAGUAGAUGAGUCUGAUAAUGGUAUAACAGACUAA
This is a messenger RNA of Maudiozyma saulgeensis, 1302 nucleotides long. NCBI's taxonomy places the organism in Eukaryota, Fungi, Ascomycota, Saccharomycetes, Saccharomycetales, Saccharomycetaceae. The record is from the annotation of a GenBank genome assembly.